ACAGGGGGAAAAAAAGGAAAAAGAAAAGAAAAAAAAAAAAAAAAAGGAAAAGAAAAGGAAAAGCGCGCUCGCUGUCUAGAAUAACAAAAUAUCUGAUCGUAACAAAAUAACAUCCUUCAGACAAAAUCAAGCAGGGACGUGACAUACCAAAAGGCAAAGGCGAGGAGAGCGAGCCAGGGCGCGGGGAAGGUGAGCCAAAGCCGCGAUCGCUGCCAGGGCAGGAGAGCAGCAGCAUGUCAAGCGCCGGGGCACACACGGAUGAGCGCUGCCGGCAGCCUGCCUUCCUCCCCGGCCCGCAGCCGCCGCCGCCGCAAGACCCUGAGAGUAGCAGCGGCAGCGCCAAGGUGCAGAGGAUGUGUGCAGCCAGGAGGAUGCUGCUGCUGCUCUUGGCUUUCCUGACCUACGCCCUGGACUCAGCGGCAGCGUACGGCACGGCGGAGACCCUGUGUGGGGGGGAGCUGGUGGACACACUGCAGUUCGUCUGUGGGGACAGGGGCUUCUACUUCAGUAGACCCGUGGGACGAAAUAACCGGCGGAUCAACCGGGGCAUUGUGGAGGAAUGUUGCUUUCGGAGCUGUGACCUGGCUCUGCUGGAAACCUACUGUGCCAAGUCUGUCAAGUCUGAGCGUGACCUCUCUGCCACCUCCCUGGCAGGCCUGCCAGCACUCAGCAAGGAGAGCUUCCAGAAGCCCUCGCACACCAAGUACUCCAAGUAUGACGUCUGGCAGAAGAAGAGCUCCCAGCGGCUGCAGCGGGAGGUGCCCGGCAUCCUCCGGGCGCGCCGGUACCGGUGGCAGGCGGAGGGGCUGCAAGCAGCUGAAGAAGCCAAAACUCUGCACCGUCCCCUCAUCUCCCUGCCCAGCCAGAGGCCCCUGGUGGUGGCACGAGCCUCUCCCGAAACGACCGGCUCCCAGAAAUGAACCCUGAGCGGCUGUCUCGAUUUUUGAUCUCCUUGGGGUUAUUGGGCGGGAGGAGGACUGGCGAGAGACCCGGCCCCCCCCACCCAAAGCCCCCCUCCUUCCCCGGGGCUGCCGAGCCCAGGAGCGGGGUGCUGGGGCACCCUCGAGCCGCUCGGGUCCCCCCAACCAAACAACUGACACAGCAAAGGAGGGGACGGCGGCGGCGGCAGCGGCGCCGCUCCCGCAGCAUCGUCCUUCGGGGGUGGGGGGGGAGGGUUGUUUCAUUUCCCAGGCCUGUUUCGUGUCCCCCCCUGCACCCCCUUCGACCCCCCCAGUAUUUCCAAGCCUGUACUUGCAAAGGGACAGUUUUUGGCACUUGAACUUUUUUGCUGCCGGGUGCUGCGUGACAUCCCUGGUGCCAACACCAGAAGACAAAAGAAAGAGCAAGAGGGAAAAAAAAGGAUAUGAAGUUAAAUUUUAAAUUUUUUUUUUUUUUUCUCAAGAAGAAGAGUCCAUUCCAUGUCUUUCUUGACAAUAAAGUGAAAACAAAAAUAACACGGGGAGAAAUAUUGAGGGUUAUAAUUU
Calypte anna (Anna's hummingbird) is the source of this 1484-nucleotide messenger RNA. RefSeq names its product insulin like growth factor 2 (gene IGF2). The transcript is spliced from 4 exons. Bases 234 to 920 code for a protein of 228 amino acids. Gene Ontology annotation, cellular component: extracellular region. The record is from RefSeq and is a predicted model, not a curated record. NCBI's taxonomy places the organism in Eukaryota, Metazoa, Chordata, Aves, Apodiformes, Trochilidae. Gene Ontology annotation, molecular function: hormone activity; growth factor activity.